Rotaria sp. Silwood1 is the source of this 1263-nucleotide messenger RNA. Lineage: Eukaryota; Metazoa; Rotifera; Eurotatoria; Philodinida; Philodinidae. The record is from the annotation of a GenBank genome assembly.
AUGAUAAAAAAUACACCAAGUAUUGCUGAAGAAGAUGAACUAACUGAUAUUGAUCAAUCUAAUUAUGAUCAAUUACGUAUUUGGAAUAAUGUACAAACACAAACUAAUCUUGUCAAAAGUCAAAACGAACAAUUUCCAUUCAAGACAACAGCUAUAAUGAAAACAGGUUUAAUAUCAUGGCGUUUUCCUCGUCUUUUACUUGAUUUUAUAUCUGUUUCUCCACAUAUGCUUGUUCAUGCAGAAGAACAAUUGUAUCAAGGUUUGAAAAAUAAAUAUUUCGGUGAAUAUAUACAUAUACGCGGUGAUAAUUCAAUAUGGACAAUUCGAAGUUUAUAUUCACCUGAAAAUGCUAUUCCAAUUGUACUUAUUCAUGAUUUUGGUUGUGCUAGUGGUAUAUGGAUAGAAAAUAUCGAUUUUUUAAGUGCACGUCAUCCACUUUAUAUGUUUGAUAUACUUGGUUUUGGUCGUUCAUCACGACCAAUAUUUGAUCAAACAAAUUCUACUAAAGCUGAAACAAAAUUUAUUGAAUCAAUUGAAGAUUGGCGUAUAGCUGUUGGUUUACAAGAAAAAUUUUUUUUAGUUGGUCAUGGUUUUGGAGCAUAUUUGGCUACAUUGUAUACAAUUCGAUAUGGAUCAUAUAUUAAAAAAUUAAUUCUUCUUGAUCCUUGGGGUUUUAAUCCGAAGCCAGAUGAAUGUCAAUUACAUUUAUCUACACCAUUUUGGAUUAAGUGUCUUGCAUAUAUUACAGAAACAUGGACAUCAUUUUCAGCAUUUCGAUAUCUUGGACCUCUAGGAUUACCAGUAUUAAAAUUCCUUGCACCACGUUGGAAACGUCUAACACCAGUCGAUAAUUCAAAUAUAAAAUCAGAUACUCUCUAUGAAUAUUUAUAUCAUGUUAAUGUACAACCAGCUAGUGGUGAUGUUGGUUUUCAAGCAUUGGCAUCAUGGUACGGUUGGGCUAAAGAACCUAUUGUUCAAGUAAAUCAUUCUCGUUUGGAAAAUAUUUCUGAUGAAAUUUCAAUAGUAUUUAUCUAUGGAUCACGUACACAUAUUGAUAGUUCAGUUGCACAACAAAUACUUCAUCAACGUGGUUCAGAUAAUACAUGUAUCAAAAUUAUUCAUAAUGCAGCACAUUUCUUUUUUAUGGAAAAACCAAUACAAUUUCAUGAAGUGAUGAUUGAUAUAUUAAGUGAUUUAUCAGAUGGUGUCCAUUCAUUAGCAUCGGAAGAUAAUCGAAUAACAACUACAAUACGUCGAGAAUAA